GGACCAGAGUGCUUAUCGCAGUUCAACCUCAGUGUACGGCCUACAUUCAACUCGACUGGCCUCUGUCUGUAGCGACUUUCUGGCUCCACUUAGGGCUCAAUUUUCUGCACGGCAACUGUAUAUCGUUUCUGUUAUCGACGACGAUCGUCAUCUGUGCUUGAGUCAGCAGCGAUAUUGUGUUGUGGUCGCAUAAUUUGCUUCAAUUGAGAUCCUUUUAAUGGCCCGUCCUCGCCGUGACCAAAUGCAAGAAGAUAUCGAUCAAGUUCACGAGCUCAUGAGCUCAUCGUCAGGCGUCCCCCUUCCUACGCCCACCACAGUAUCAUCCAGGUCUCCCCAGUCUCUCCGGGCGAGACCACGGUAUACUUUCUCUUCUGCACCCGCCUCGGGCUCUGCUUCUAGCCCUCAGGCUAGCUCUUCAUCUGUAUCUCAUGCCAGCAGAGCGACACCAGAUGUCACCUCAGAAGCCGAUGAAUCACUUGCGAUGGGUGGAACAAAUCCUCCUGCUUCUUUAUCCACUGUCUCGGAAAUAAAUCGCAAUGUUCACGGCGAAUAUAGGCGGAAGCAACGGAGACUGGGGCAUAGUUCAAAUGGCAGCUAUGGCGGAGAUGCCGAGACGGCUGAGACUGGAGACCUCAAAGUUCGAUCCGGACACUUACCGCACAUUAACCCGCUUGCCGCUGGUGUGUCAACACACGGAGCCAGUUUUACCAUUUCACAGGACGCGCGGAGCAUGCACACUGCGUCGACAGAUGCAGUGUCAGCAGACUUAAUACGAUGCCUGAGUCCCUUAGUGGCUGAGGAGACGCCGAUUGCUGGGCCCAGCCGGAUUGAGGCUCACUACGAAGGACAGCAGGCAGAAUCCAGUACUGUGACUCAGCAUCAUAGCGGCACAAUCGAUGCAGUCCUCAUGCCGGAGAAGAUAGGCUCAGGAGGCCAUUCUGUGAUGAUUCCCUCAACUUCAGUAGGCGGGCCUAUGGGAAGAGACGAAAUCCCGCAGGCUGGUCUAAGUGUCUCCCAUCCAUCUUCGUCGAAGCGCAAGCGGGAGGCGACCAUAGAUACCCGAGAACAGACGCCUUCACAGGCGAAUGAGCCUUUAUCAGCAUAUACGUGCCCCAUCUGCUUCUCUCCGCCGACGAAUGCGACUGUCACUCCGUGCGGGCAUAUCUGCUGUGGGGACUGCCUCUUCACGGCUGUGAAGACGUCCAUGCAACGUGCAACAUUCUCUGGGCCGAUGGGGGAACGGCUAGUCGCGCGCUGUCCCGUCUGUCGUGCUCCAAUUGCGGGCUGGGAUGGAAAGGGUGGUGGUGUAGUGGGGCUUAGGCCAAAAAUGGUCUACAGUCUGUGAGCCCGAACUGCACGGCUUUAUUAGACUUGAUGGACGCGUGUCAAUGUCGUGAAUGGGCCAUUAUCUAGAUUCGUUCCUUUUCGGAAGCUUGCCUCGUGACUGCGGAAAGACCCAAGAACAUCAGUGGAACCUAGGUUGGGAUGAACCUGUCAGUUCGUCAAAAUUAUCUAGCCCCCGUCGGCCCG
Laetiporus sulphureus 93-53 is the source of this 1530-nucleotide messenger RNA. RefSeq lists its product as uncharacterized. The record is from RefSeq and is a predicted model, not a curated record. Gene Ontology annotation, molecular function: metal ion binding. The coding region runs from base 218 to 1345 and encodes 375 amino acids. The transcript has 4 exons. NCBI's taxonomy places the organism in Eukaryota, Fungi, Basidiomycota, Agaricomycetes, Polyporales, Laetiporaceae.